GUUGAAAUUGGAGUUUCUCAGGAGUGGGGCAUGGCACAUGGACAACUCGACCACAAGGCGAUAGCGAUAUGGGCUGUGAUGCCAGGAGUUGAGUACGUGCUGUGUGUGAAGUUCGAGCCCGACUUUACGAAUGCGGAAUACAAGUUGUAUGAUGCUCGCGUCAAUCCACUCGUGCAGCUGACUCCACUUCCAAUCGUCGCUCCAAGUACCGUGAUCCAGUUGGACGGACGUCGAAUUCUUGGUAUUCCACCAGGGAUGGCGCUUCCGGUAGGGUUUCCUGCAACUCUGUUGGUGGAUUUGUACUCUCCAUUGGUCUGGGCAAUGCGU
Molecule: messenger RNA, 327 nt
Organism: Phytophthora sojae
Lineage: Eukaryota; Oomycota; Peronosporomycetes; Peronosporales; Peronosporaceae
Exons: 1
Source: RefSeq, a predicted model, not a curated record